UCAAUCAGUAUCAGUUUGUGAAUAAAAGUCGUCGCGAUGGUCCGGUUACCAUAUACCAUACUAGUGAGCCUUUUCGUCCUGUCUGGCCAGCCGCAGCGAGCAUUGGCAGGAUGCUCGCUCAAAUCCACCAGCAAUCCUCCCGUUGUAACCACCAGUUUCGGGUCGAAGCUACUUCUGUCUGAAUCUUCCGGCUCAUACGAACGAGAAGAAGGGGAGGAAAUUAAUAUUUUUUGUGGCAGUGGAUUUGACAUGAAUUAUAAAUUUAUAGUAUUUAUUUUGCAUUUUUACAUAUGCAGUUACAAUGGAUAUGAUCGUCAAUAUAGUAGUGCUGACCCUCAAAUUACGUUAAAAUGUGAUUCAAGUUAUUUCCGUUUAAAUGGUGAAUUUGAAAGAGCUAGAAAUUUGGAAGUUAACUGCAAGGGGCGAGUCUCUCAAAUGUUUGAGAGUCGCACCAGCUUACCGGAGUGUAGCAACUACAUGACCCUCGUGCUGGGCUACGACUUCCAGGAUAAGGGCACUAUUAAGAACGCUGCCAUGUGCUAUGAUAUUCUGGAGGCCCAGCUCAAGUACAUCAGCUAUACUUCAUUUUCCACCAGAAAGCGAAUAAUCGAGGAGAGCCAAGCAGGGCAGCUGAACAACCUGGGACUUGACAUUAGCGUGGCUUAUCGGAAGAAUCUAGUUAAGAACUUCGGUCAGGAUGACAUUGACACGUAUCUGGACAAGGAAAGGCACCUGUCCGAAUUGUUCGGCAACGGGAUAUUUGAAUACAGAAACCUGGUACAGGACGAAUCGGCUGGAAAGGCUCUGGUCGGCUACGAGGACAUGUUCAAUACCAUCUGGUUAAAGAACUUGCGAACUGGUAGCUGGAAGCUCUGGCUCAACGCCCUGCGAGCUGCCACAGAGGCGGGAACCCAGUUCGACAUUCGGCUUGGCGUUUCCGGAACCUUGCAUCUGCCGCGGACCUCGACGAAUCCUUGCAUGAAUUACACCGAAUAUCUGGUGAUUCAGCCGAAAGCACCUGGUACCGGCUCCGUUCCGGUACCCGCCUACAUUUGGGCCCACGUCUACUCCCUUAAGCCGACAGGACAUGCAGGGGACCAGGACGAGUUCGUAAUAAUUGGCCACAAUUCGCCCUUCAGCGUUAAUGCCACCGAAGUUUGUUCCUCGAUGUGCCAUCAAGUGUCCUGGCUGAAGGAUACGCUGUUCGCCAAGCUCCGUGAGUUUCCGGCAUACGGAUUGGUUCAGUGCUGCCAUGUGAAGGACGUGGCUCACAAGUUGGACAACUUCCCGGGAGCGUUCGCAGCUGAGACGGCUAGUCCCACCGCCGAUGCCGCCUCCACCACUUCCACUCCUGUCCCAGACUCAGUGGUUGCCUACGUAGGCGAGGGUGGGCUGUGAGACCCACAGAGCCCCUAAGUGGUUACUCCGAGAAGUUCCUCGGAGUCAAGGGAGUAGUAUUUUUAAGGAAUUCCUUCCGUUUUUUUUCCUCAAAAAUACAAUUUACUCUUAUCAGUGCAACUAUGUAUGCCAGCUUCCUUAAUAAAGCAAGUAACAGCAGAAACUGCAGU
This is a messenger RNA of Drosophila bipectinata, 1568 nucleotides long. The record is from RefSeq and is a predicted model, not a curated record. NCBI's taxonomy places the organism in Eukaryota, Metazoa, Arthropoda, Insecta, Diptera, Drosophilidae.